Molecule: messenger RNA, 2016 nt
Organism: Solea solea (common sole)
Lineage: Eukaryota; Metazoa; Chordata; Actinopteri; Pleuronectiformes; Soleidae
Gene: nmi
Product: N-myc (and STAT) interactor
Exons: 9
Coding region: 197-1318 (373 amino acids)
Cellular component (GO): cytoplasm
Source: RefSeq, a predicted model, not a curated record
UUCACUUUCUUUUCAGAGCUCGUGGAGAAACGUCCGCUGCUGCUGCUACUUUCAUUCUCACUAAAUUAAUCUAAAUUCAACAAGAAGACAAAAAAGAAGAGACGUAAAGAAAAGGUAGAAGUGCGUUACGGCUGUGUAUAACUGGCUUCAUUUGACUAACUCAGUUACCUGAGAUUCUUUUUUUCUCUGACAGGUCAUGGCUGACACGAAUAUCAAGGCUGAUCUGGAGGAGGACAUUCAAUUCCAGGCUGCCAAGAAAGAGCUGGAGACAUUGAAGCUCAAAGUAGAGAAAGCUGAUGAUGUGAAAUCCAGACUCAUUGUGGAGAAACUGGAAGAAGAUGAGAUUAAGGAGAAGGCCAAGCAGGAUUUGAACGAUUUGAUCAAAAAACAAGACGACUGUAAGAAAGAAUUCAAUCAGAGCAUGAACAUAUUGCAGGACGAUAUCUCAAAUCUUGUGAAACGCAAACAGGAUUUGCUGGAAAAACUGAGGAGAUGUCAGGCUGAGCUGGAGGCCAAGAAGGUCAAUUCCACCGAACUGAAGCAGAAAUUCAAGAUCUCUGCCCCCAUUCUAGACACAGAGGUAAAGUUCGUCGCUGAGCAUGAAGAGAACAAUGAUGACGACAGUCAUUUAAUCAGAGGAGUAUUUGACAUCAGCCAGACACCCUCAGUGCUCCUGCAGGGAGGACAAGCACUCAUCACGUUUGAGGAGAAGGAAGUGGCCUCUCAGAUCAUGAGGAUUGCCAUGUGCUCUGUGUCUUGUGAGGACAUGAAGGUGGACGUGAUACCAAAAAGUAUAAUCAUGGGUCCUGUUGUGAAGUUUGAGGUCCACCUUGAUGUCUUCAGAAAUAUGCUCCAGGUUUCCAACAUCCCGCCCUCCAUGCCCCAGGAGAGAAUGAAAGACAGACUGGAGAUGAGUUUUUCUAGACCUAGCAGAGGAGGAGGAGAGGUGGAGAGAGUGACCUAUGAUAAGAAGACUGGCACGGCAAACAUCACGUUUCUCCAUGCUGGAGUUGCUGAGCCUCUGGCCCUGAGAGGAAAGUACCAGUUGAAUCUGGACAGGGAAGUAGAUGUGCAAGUUAAACCUAUUUACGAACAUCAGCUUCGUAAGUUUCAGACCUUUUGCUGCUCUCCAAAUCGCACCAUCCUCCUGGACGGCAUCAAGGACAUCGUAGACGAGGAGGACCUGCAGGACUACCUGGAGAUCCACUUCCAGAAGACCUGCAACUCUGGUGGAGAGAUGGAGAGCAUCCGGUAUGUAUCUGCGGGGAAUGCUCUCCAGGCUUUCUUCUUUGAGGACAACUUAGAGAGAGACGAUUGACAUUCAUCAGGCAGGAGUCAGAUCUCAGACAGCUUCAGCGUUCCUCCACUGUUUGUUAUAGAAAGUUGUAUAAAUUCUGUCAGGCCCAAACUGAUAUUACUGUCCAACUGAGAGUCAGACAAGAAGAUGCAGUGAUUUCUUCUUCAUACAGAGAAACAGUGGCUUUCAGCAUGUUAUUUUAAAAAUGCACCAUCACACACACUCCCUCAUGUCCCAAUACUUCAUCUGGAGAAGGUAAUUAGCAACAUCACACCCCAAUAAUAUUUCUGCAUCAUCAGUAUCAGCAAGAGUUAAAUAUGUACUGAUUACAAUAUACAUUAUGCAAAUGAAAUUAAAAUGUAUACAUGUACAAUUCUGUAUGUACAAAUGCAGCCACUAGAGUUUAAAAUGGGUACUGUAAUUAAUUUUGAUCUUUCAAUCCAUAAAUACUCAAUGCCAAGUGAUUUGAAAAUCUUUAAUGGUGAUAAUAUUUUUGGCCAAAUGGUCUGGCCCUAACCAUAACUGGACGUGGAUUUCUUGCUCUGCUUCACACACAUCACAUUUCUCAUCUAUAAUCACAGUACAUUGUAACUUUUUAUGACUCAGACUUGUAUGUUCUGAGUUAAUUUUGACUCAGCAUAUUAUUUUAUAUUAUAGUAUUUGAAGGGAUUCUGAUGAUACUGUCUCUUUUGAAGGAUAAAAUAAAACCCUUGAUUUCA